Molecule: messenger RNA, 739 nt
Organism: Limulus polyphemus (Atlantic horseshoe crab)
Lineage: Eukaryota; Metazoa; Arthropoda; Merostomata; Xiphosura; Limulidae
Exons: 5
Source: RefSeq, a predicted model, not a curated record
CAUAUCAUACAUAGUCAGAAAUGAGCUCAGUGAACCAUCUACUAGCGUAAUUGAUGUCGCCAACAAAGUGCGAGAAGACCCACUUUUCACAAUCAGGAAAAAAGAACUUGAGGAAAAGAAGAAAUUAAUUAACAAUCCAGUGAAAAUGAAACAACUUAAACAGCUACUGCAGCAAAGUGUAGGAAAGAAAGAUAAGAAGAAGAAGAAGAAAAGGAAGCACAAGAGAAAAUAUUGUGAUAGCAGUAGUGAAGAUGAUACUGUUUUAAAAAAAAAUUCAAAGUCUAAGGUUUUAGGAGAAAGUAAAGAAAAGAGCAGUGGGCACUUGAAGUAUAAAUCUCCAGGAGGGAAUGACACUGCCAUGAAGAAGCAUGACAUGUUAGAUGAAAAUAAAAAGAAGCAUCGUAAGCAGGACUCAGAAGUAGAUUCUGAUGAAGAAAAGAGGAGGAGAAAACAACAGUAUGGAUUAAUAGUCAUGAUAGAGUGGAAACCUCCACAGCAGUCCAUGCAGGCAAAGUGGAAACCUCCACAGCAGUCCAUGCAGGUAAAGUGGGAAUCUUCACAGCAGUCCAUGCAGGUAAAGUGGGAAUCCUCACAGCAGUCCAUGCAGGUAAAGUGGGAAUCCUCACAGCAGUCCAUGCAGGUAGAGUGGAAACCUCCACAGCAGUCCAUGCAGGUAGAGUGGAAACCUCCACAGCAGUCCAUGCAGGUAGAGUGGAAACCUCCACAGCAGUCCAUGCAG